AUGGUCGCUCUCAAGAGCCUCCUCGUCCACGCACUCCUCGCAGCGACCUCCACGGCCAGCUCUCUCCUCAAGAGACAAUACCCUGGCCCUGGCAGGGUCACUGGCGACACGAACGUGCAUGAUCCCUCAGUCGUCAAGACUCCCGCGGGCCUCUACAUCCUCGCCCACACGGGCGACAACGUGUCACUCAAGACGUCCACGGACCGCACGGCGUGGAAGAAUGCCGGUGCCGUGUUCCCCAACGGCGCUCCGUGGACGACGACUUAUACGGGCGGCAGCAAGAACCUCUGGGCGCCCGACAUCUCCUACCGCAACGGCAGGUACUACCUGUACUACUCGGCAUCGACCUUUGGCUCGUCUAGGUCGGCCAUCUUCCUCGCGACCAGCUCCACCGGCUUGUCCGGCUCGUGGACCAACCAGGGCCUCGUGAUCGAGUCGACAACCUCGAGCAACUGGAACGCCAUCGACCCGAACCUCAUCGUCGACGCCCAGGGACGCUGGUGGCUCAGCUUUGGCUCCUUCUGGUCCGGCCUCAAGAUGAUCCCGCUCGACCCCAACACGGGCAAGAGGUCCGGCAGCGACCUCAUCUCGAUUGCCAGCCGGCCCAGCAACGGUGGUGCCAUCGAGGCCCCUUACAUCACCCGCAGGGGCAACUGGUACUACCUCUGGGCCUCGUUCGACAAGUGCUGCAACGGCGCCGCCAGCACGUACCGCGUCAUGGUCGGCCGCUCCACCAGCGUCACGGGCCCCUUUGUGGACAAGGCUGGCAAUCAGAUGAUGUCGGGCGGUGGCACCCAGGUCAUGGCCAGCCACGGCAGCAUCCAUGGGCCUGGUCACCAGGCUGUUUUUACGGAUGCCGACGCCGACGUGCUGGUCUACCAUUACUACGCGAACGACGGGCAAGCUUUCCUGGGCAUCAACCUCAUCCGCUACGACAACGACUGGCCGGUGGUGUAUUAG
This is a messenger RNA of Microdochium trichocladiopsis, 960 nucleotides long. Its product is annotated as arabinan endo-1,5-alpha-L-arabinosidase A. Gene Ontology annotation, molecular function: arabinan endo-1,5-alpha-L-arabinosidase activity. The record is from RefSeq and is a predicted model, not a curated record. Bases 1 to 960 code for a protein of 319 amino acids. The transcript has a single exon. Lineage: Eukaryota; Fungi; Ascomycota; Sordariomycetes; Xylariales; Microdochiaceae. Gene Ontology annotation, biological process: carbohydrate metabolic process.